AUGCCCAUCUAUAUUGCCCUUGGAGGCAUGCUGGAUGGUCUGGACAGUAUCCCUUUCAUCUGGCCCAUACUGCGAGCACUCCCAUGGCUACUCGGCUUGUACCUGGUCAAGUCGUUCUUCUCUGGCAGCAGCAAUGGGAGUGAGAGGAAUAUGCAUGGGAAGGUGGUAUUGGUGACGGGCGGCACAAGCGGUAUAGGCGAAGCUGUCGUCCGCAACCUCUCCACUCGCGGUGCCCAGAUAGUGCUUCUCACCCAGCACUCCCUCACCGACCCCUUCAUUGUCGAAUACAUCGACGACAUUCGGAAAGACACAAACAACCAAAUUAUCACAGCCGAACAAGUCGAUCUCACUUCCUUGCAUAGCAUCCGUACUUUCGCAACAAAAUGGAUCGACAAUGCUCCUCCACGACGAUUAGAUAUGAUAGUAUUAUGUGCGAAUACCAUGACACCUUCCGGUGGCAAGAUCAAGAGUACAGCUGAAGGUGUGGAGGAGAACUGGCAGGUGAACUACCUCAGCAACUUCCAUCUCCUGUCCAUCCUCUCACCAGCCCUCCGAGCACAACCACCGGACCGAGACGUGCGAGUCGUCUUCGGCACAUGCAGCAGCUACCUCGGCGGCGACCUCCUCCACAUCACUUCUCCCGGCCCCAACAAGAGCAAGAAAGGCGGUGCAAGCACACCCCCCACCACCUUCUCCCCAGGCAACGCAUACGCCACCUCCAAACUCGCCCUCACCACCUUCGCCCUCGCCUUCCAAAAACACCUCUCCUCCUUCAAACGACCCGACAACAUGCCCAUGAACACCAAAGUCCUCCUCGUCGAUCCAGGCUACAGCCGCACACCAGGCACCCGCCGCUGGCUAACCUGGGGCUCCCUCCUCGGCCUCCUCCUCUACCUCCUCCUCUAUCCCCUCUGGUACCUCGUGCUCAAAUCCCCCGAUAUGGGCGCCCAAAGCUUCCUCUACUCUUGCAUGGACGAAGGAUUUUUGAGAGCAGAAGGCGGAGUCCUAGUGAAAGAAUGUAAGAUCCGGAAGUUCGGGCGCGAGGAUGUGGAGGAUGAGGUGGCGCAGAAGGCGUUGUGGGAGUAUUCGGAGAAGAUGGUUCAGGAGGCUGAGGUGAGGGGAAAGGUGGAGAGGGAUAGGAGGAAGAGGGAGGAGAAGGAGGAGAGGGAGGAGAAGGAGGCGGGGGAGGAGUUGAGGGGGUACAAGGAGAAGGUAGGGAAGAAGGAUGGGGUGAAGGUUGAGGGGAGUCGGAGGAGUAGGAAGGCUGGUUGA
Molecule: messenger RNA, 1272 nt
Organism: Recurvomyces mirabilis
Lineage: Eukaryota; Fungi; Ascomycota; Dothideomycetes; Mycosphaerellales; Teratosphaeriaceae
Exons: 2
Coding region: 1-1272 (423 amino acids)
Molecular function (GO): oxidoreductase activity
Source: RefSeq, a predicted model, not a curated record